Melanotaenia boesemani (Boeseman's rainbowfish) is the source of this 937-nucleotide messenger RNA. RefSeq lists its product as uncharacterized. The coding region runs from base 157 to 894 and encodes 245 amino acids. The record is from RefSeq and is a predicted model, not a curated record. Lineage: Eukaryota; Metazoa; Chordata; Actinopteri; Atheriniformes; Melanotaeniidae. The transcript has 6 exons.
CCUCCUGGUUCUCUACAACUCUCCUCAACCCUGUCCCCUGUGGGAAAUCCACAAUUCUCCUCACCUGAGACACUCCGAACAUCCAACCCAAUAACUCUGCCCUCACCACGCACACCAUGGCCUAGAAAUUUUAAGCAGCUAUAUGCCCAGGAAGGAAUGUCGGGCGUGGAGAGAGGAGCGCUUCAGAGAUGGAUUCAGAGAACCUACAUUCUCCAGCGUCGUGAUCUCAAUGCUCACCCUCCCCACAACAUCUCAAAAAUAAAGCAGGACUGGCCCUUUCUCUUCUCCUUGAACGGCCUGUUCUCACACUUCAGUGAACUGACUGGAAUUCCUAUCCACGAGAAGCUGCCAGCUGCCAUAGACAACAGGAGUCAGAACAUCAUAGAGUACUUCCAACAACAGAAGACACCAGGUGUGGGGAAAGUUCUGGAAGCCUACAAUGAAGAAAGUGGCCACAAAGCUAUUUGUGUCAUCAUGUGCCUGCUUGCUCACUUCAAGGAGGGAGAUGGCAUCUUCCUUAUGGUUGAUUCCUCUGCCACAACUGCCGAUAUCGAGAGAACUGUCACACUGCCAAGCACGCCUCGAUUAGUUGUACCAGGAGACAUGCUGUGUGGUGCAGACAAAUGGAUUAUGUCGAUUGAAGGAGCGUGUGUGAUGGGGCCCCACUGCAACCUCUUGCAUGGAUUGGCAGCAGUCUUCGCUGCCUACUAUGUCUUCAACCUGCAGUAUCCAGCAGAAGCUGCAAGCACACUUGAGUUCAUCCAGAGAGCCUUCUGCGGCAUAAAUUCCCAGACGGGCAGCAAGGCAGAAAGAAAACGAGGGCUGAAUGCACCUGUUUGCACACUCCUUAGGAAACUGUUGGAUUUUGAAUUGGUGGGUAGGGUACAAAUUUGAUCACAUAAGGACAUAAAGAUUUUGCAGUUGUAAAUUAAAGUUU